AUGGAGGACACGGCCGACGACCCGCUGGACGACGCGCCGCCGCCCCCGCCACGUGCCCCCGCACAGCCGUUGAAAAUCAACACGGACCUUCGCCUGUACCGCGCGCGCCUGUCACGCAUGAUGGCGAACCUGGCGCAGGACGGCAGCGAGCGGCGGCGCCUGCUGCGCGAUUCCGAGGCCGGCCUGCGGCGCUGCUUGGAGUCGGACCCCACUGACCCCCGCGCAUACGUCAGCCUGGGAAAGAUCUUGCUGCAGCAGAAACGCUUCGACGAGGCGCGGAAACUCUACGCGGACGGCACAGCCAAUACAGGCAACACCAACCCCUACAUCUGGGCGUCAUGGGGCUACCUGGAGUACCGCACCGGCAACGUGUCUCGCGCGCGGAAGCUGUUUGACGCCGCGAUCGUGGUGGACGAGACGCACGCGGCGGCGUGGCACAAGUGGGGGAUGCUGGAGAUGCGGCAGGGCAACUUCCUGCGGGCCAGGGACCUCUGGACGCGGGGGAUUCAGAAGUGCCGCCGCGCGCCGCAGAAGAGCAACACCUACCUGUACUGCUCUCUGGCGGUGAUGGCGGCCGAGCUGGGCAAGCUGGGGGAGGCGCGCUCCUGGUUCGAGGAGGGCACGCGCACCAACCUCGGGAAGUCGAGCUGCGCGCUGUGGCACGCAUGGGCGACGAUGGAGGCGCAGAUUGGGGACCCCUCCGCGGUCAGGUUCCUGUUCAAGCGCUCCCUCCAGUCCAACCCACGGUCGCGCUACGCCUAUCUGGCGUGGGGCAUGUGGGAGCGCCGCCAGGGCAACCCUGCCGCGUGCGCGCAGCUGCUCGCGCGCGGGCAGCAGCUCAACCCAGCGGACCCCGCGCUGUUCCAGGCGCGCGCGCUGGUGGCCAGGGAGGCGGGGCGCCACGAGGAGGCGCGCGGCGUGUUCAAGCGGGGGCUGGAGGUGGACUCGUCUCACCUGUACCUGUGGCAGGCCUGGGGCGUGAUGGAGUAUCAGCUGGGCAACCUGGAGGAGGCGCGGCGGCUGUUCCAGGAGGGGGUGUGGGCGGACCCCGGGAACAAGGACGUGGUCUAUGUCUUCCAGGCCUGGGGGGUGCUGGAGUGGAAGGGCACGGGCAACCACCAGCUGUCGCGGGAGCUUUUCAAAGCGGCGCUCAAGGUGGACCCCCGCAACGAGUCCACCUGGGCAACCUGGAUCCAGAUGGAGGAGGAGCUUGGGCGCCUGGAGGCAGCCAAUGACCUCCGCAUCCGCCGCAGCGAGCAGCAGUGGGAGUUUGUCAUCCCCAGCAGCUUCACCACGCGCCCCGACGGCGCGGCGGAGGCCGCGGCGCCGGGGGGCGCGCCCGGGGCCGCGGCCGGCGGCGGCGUCGCGGGCGGCGCGAUCAACGCGAUGCUGCAGACCAUCAACCGCUUCUUCCGGCUGCGAGGGGAGGGCGGCGGCGGCGGCGGCGGCGGCGGCAGGCGCGGCGGCAAUGGGCGUGCGCUGGCUGACAUGCUGCCCGAGGAAUUUUUGUCGGAGGGCGACGCGGCCGGGGCGCUGGCGGCGGAGAUGGCUGCGUCGGGGCCGCCGCUGGCGGCGUUGGAGGAGGAGGGGCUGCUAGGUGCGGCCGCAUGGGGCGCCGGCGCGGGCGCGAGCGGCGGCGGCGCGAACCAGAGCUGGGACGCGAGCGGGAGCGGAACGGGGACGCGGGCGUGGGAGGGAGGCGGCGGCGGCGCCGCCGACGGGGCUGGGGCGACGGAGGCCGCCGCGUCUGGCAGCGGCAUUGGCAGCGGCGAGGGGCAGCGGCGGCGGCAGCGCCCGCUGUUCCCGGAGGGCCAGCGGCAGCGGUCGCGGACGAGCGCGAUGUCGCGCUUUGCGAAGCGGCCCGCGCGGCGGCUGGGCGCGGACAGCGGCGGUCCGGACGGGAUUGUCAUAGAGAGCGGCAGCAGCAGCAGCGGCAGCAGCGACAGCAGCAGCAGGGACGGCAGCAGUGGGGAUGGCGGCCUGCGGUGA
This is a messenger RNA of Monoraphidium neglectum, 1989 nucleotides long. RefSeq names its product PsbB mRNA maturation factor Mbb1. Gene Ontology annotation, molecular function: single-stranded RNA binding; protein binding; mRNA binding. The transcript is spliced from 6 exons. Gene Ontology annotation, biological process: mRNA processing; regulation of translation. The coding region runs from base 1 to 1989 and encodes 662 amino acids. NCBI's taxonomy places the organism in Eukaryota, Viridiplantae, Chlorophyta, Chlorophyceae, Sphaeropleales, Selenastraceae. The record is from RefSeq and is a predicted model, not a curated record.